Messenger RNA from Zingiber officinale, 2504 nucleotides. RefSeq names its product U-box domain-containing protein 35-like. Bases 1 to 2139 code for a protein of 712 amino acids. Gene Ontology annotation, molecular function: protein kinase activity; ATP binding. The transcript has 8 exons. Gene Ontology annotation, biological process: protein phosphorylation. The record is from RefSeq and is a predicted model, not a curated record. NCBI's taxonomy places the organism in Eukaryota, Viridiplantae, Streptophyta, Magnoliopsida, Zingiberales, Zingiberaceae.
AUGUCUGAAGGUCAAGUCUCGCCAAUGGUGGUGGUGGCGAUGGACAGAGACAAGAGCAGCCAGAACGCCUUCAAGUGGGCUCUGGACAACCUCGUCACGGCAGGACAAACCCUCACCCUCCUCCAUAUCAACACCAAGACCUCGAUGGGCCAAGAGGAUGAAGCCAAUUACAUUGCCAAUAUCACAAGAGACAUCAUCAAUCCUUGCAAAUGCUUCUGCGCUCGAAAGGAUGUGCAAUGCAAGGAAAUCAUAGUGAAAGAAAGUGAUGUUGCCAAAGCAAUCAUAGACUUCGUUUCGAAUAUUGUAGUCGAAAAGCUCGUUGUUGGUGCAUCACCCAAAGGCGGAUUCGUCAGAGCAUUCAGAAGCACGGACCUCAGCACUACCAUCUACAAAGGGGUUCCUGAUUUCUCCACUGUCUACGUCAUCUCAAAGGGGAAGGUCUUGUCCCUGAGGAAUGCCUCCCGGCCGCCGCCGACCCUCCCGCCGCCUAUUCGCUCACAAAUCCAAGCGCAACCGAUCGCCAUAUCUGAAUCAGCAAGACCAAGCAACAGGAAUGCCAUGAAAGGUCUGUUGCCUCUGAAGAACUUGUCAUAUUUCAUAGCUGUAAGUGAGACUCCGGUUGGCCCAUGGAGUUCACAGAAAGAGAGUGAUUCGAUCAAGUCACCUUUUAACAGAGGAACACGAGCUUCGGCCACAAGAUCAUAUGGAGAGAUAAUGGUGGAGAGCGAUAUAUCAUUCGUGAGCAGUAGUAGGCCGAGCAUCGACCACGGAUACCCCCAGAGAUACUCCAACAUGCUGGACAACUACGAACGCAAUUUCGAGUCGCCGCGCAAGUCGGUGGGUGCGUACUCGAUAGGGAACGAACAACAUUCUUCCCUGUCUCAUGAAAGUUCAUCAUCUCAGUCUGUGGACGAUGUCGAAACAGAGAUAAGAAGGUUGAAGUUAGAACUCAAGCAAACCAUGGACAUGUAUAGCACAGCCUGCAAGGAAGCACUUACAGCCAAACAAAAAGCAAUGGAGCUUCAGCGCUGGAAGAUGGGGGAAGAGAAGAGGCUAGAAGAAGCUACGCUCGCCUUGGCAGAGAGCGAGAAAGCGAAAAGGAUCGCAGAGUCUGAAGCACAGAGGGCGUCGAAUCCAGACUCACAUGCAAAUCUCAGGUAUAGAAGGUAUUCGAUAGAGGAGAUUGAAGCCGCCACUGAAAACUUCCUAGAGAAGAGGAAAAUUGGAGAAGGUGGUUACGGCCCUGUUUACAAGUGUAAUCUAGAUCAUACACCAGUGGCGAUCAAGGUAUUGCGUCCGGAUGCUGCUCAUGGAAAGUCUCAAUUUCAGCAGGAGGUAGAAAUACUGUGUUGCAUUCGACAUCCAAACAUGGUGCUACUGCUAGGCGCUUGCCCGGAGUACGGCUGCCUUGUGUACGAACACAUGGCGCUCGGGAGCUUGGAAGAUCGUCUGUUCAGGAGAGGGAACACGCCGCCCAUUCCAUGGCAGCACAGGUUCCGAAUUGCGGCGGAGAUCGGCACCGGCUUGCUCUUCCUGCACCAGACCAAGCCCGAGCCGUUGGUCCACAGAGACCUGAAGCCCGCGAACAUCCUGCUCGAUAGGAACUACGUGAGCAAGAUCAGUGACGUCGGACUCGCUCGCUUGGUGCCCCCUUCCGUGGCGAACAACGUCACCCAGUAUCGCAUGACGGCCACGGCCGGCACGUUCUGCUACAUCGACCCGGAGUAUCAGCAGACGGGCAUGCUCGGCACCAAAUCCGACGUCUACUCGCUGGGAAUCUUGCUGUUGCAGCUGAUCUCUGCCAAGCCUCCCAUGGGGCUGUCGCACUACAUGGAUCGUGCCAUCGAGAAGGGGACGUUCGGAGAAAUGUUGGACCAGUCGGUGCCUGAUUGGCCAGUCGAGGAAGCUUUGAGCUUGGCCAAGGUAGCGCUCAAGUGCGCGGAGCUCAGGAAGAAGGACAGGCCGGACCUUGCGACGGUGAUACUUCCGGAGCUCAAUAGACUCCGGGAGCUUGCGGAGGAUAACUUGGAGUACGGUGGGUUUGGCAUGGGCUCCUUUCCUUCAUCCAUCUCUAGUCACGUCUCGACGCAAGUAUGUUUAUCUGAUUUUGUGAUUGAAAUCAUUGAAUGUCGAACAUGAAUGUAAUAUGUGUCUCUUUCUUUUGUUUCAGGAUGGGAUGAAUGGGCAUGGAACGAUACGAUCUGGGAGUGAAAGCUCGAGAAGCCCGAAUAGUGGAAUAGGAAUGCUGGGAAGAAGAUGAGCAGCUUCCAAGAACAGGGAAGAAACGAUCGGGGUCAAAAGUGAGAUGAGUUGAUCAAAUCUCUGUAUGAUGUAUAUAAAGAUCCAAUCUUGUGAUGUAAUUGAAUGAUCAUCAAUACAAUUUGUUUAAUUCUUUCUUCUCGACUGGCAAAAACUGCACAAUCAAUUGAGAAUAUAUGCAAAACUAGCAAUUUCAAGCAUGUUACUACUCGCUACACAGUUUGUGGAUAUAUGUAUAGAACAAU